UUUUAAGUUGAAACUAAACCUGAAAAUAUGAAAAAUAUGUAUAUAUGUGAAAAGCGCCUAUCAUAACCUCAAUAUAGACUUAAUAUUUAAAAGAAUUGAAGCGAUAUUUCAGUAAUUUUCACAUUCAGGCAAAUCUCCAAGAACUAAAAACAUUUCUCCUUCUUUCGCGAAUGUACAUACAAAUGUUGAGAAUUUUAACUUGCUCGUUGGCAACACUGCAAUCAGCAUUUAUUAUUGGAUCGUUUCUGGUUUCUCAUUCGCCACAUUUGCUUGUAGAUUUGUUGGUUUGCGCGAUGACUAAAGCGAACGCGAAUGUAAAUGGGAGCGUGAGCAUAGCCAGCACGAGCGCCAACACUUCGGUUAUCUACGGUGCUCGUGGCCGUUGGCUUCAGCAACACGAUCAUAUUGUUGUUGACAACCAAGCGCGCUGCAACGGACGUUAGUCGCUGACGACGACGUGUAUUUAGUCGACGUCGACGCCACUCUCUGGCAUAGGAAGUGGUUGCAUUCGGCAGUGGCCACUACAAACACAACAACACCGGCAAACGAAACGAAUACAGACGUAUUCAAACCCAAGAAUUGAUUGCAAUAACAGCCAAAUUAGCUCUUUUGGUUAAGUCGUCGGCAGCUACAGCUCAGCGCUUUAAGAUAAAUGUACAAUAGUGAACAGCCCUGCACGGCGCAGAGCAUAGCCGAACAGAGCGGCGCGAAAGAGCAGAAAUAGCGCAACAUCGUGUAUCUCACGGUAUCUGUGUUUGUGUAUGCCAUACCCAUUCGUAGUAUCUUAAUAUCUUGCUUGCUUUUGAGCAGAGUGGGCACACACCGACCGAACGACCGCUUUGAGCGACCAAACAGCCAGCCGCCAGACAACUAAGCCAAGCAGCAGCGACGGUAAUAGCAACUGUAAAGACUAAGUGAAUGAAAAAAGUUUUUUCUUUCCAUUAGUGCGCGCUCGCUGAGGGGUUUAUUUAUUCAACGACAGAUCCCGUGUGUGGACAUUAUUUUCCGAAACGUUCGCUAAGGAGCACACGACGAACAUAACGCGAGUCAGUAUCAAAUGAAACAAAUCGAAUCGAUGAUUACGGUCCGCAUAUUAAAAGUUAUUAAAUCGAACAAUUCCGCGUUGCAUUAUUUUAAUUGAAAGUCAUUUGACUUGUCGCAGAUUUUUUUGAAAUGUUUCGCGAGCUAUGCGAAUUAUUUGCAUGCACAACAGCAAAUGUGAAGUGUAAACUGUUAUCACACCGCCGCGUAGCAGUUGUUUGUUGUUAAGUAAUAAUCGCGUGAUUCCAAAAGGGCCUUGAGCUCCGUGGGCUUUUGGAGGAAACUUGUGGGUAAUUUACUCAAAAAGUCAUAAAUAGGGAUAGCUAGGCUGGACUAGAGCACAAAUAUAUGGCACCGGAACAACAGUUCUAGCAAUAAAAUCGUCAUUUUAUACAACCAAUCGCUUGUCAGCCAAAAACUGUGCCAUCAGGGUGUCAACUAUUCAAUCUAUCUUUGCUCAUAGACAAACGUGUUUUUGAGUAAACUGUUACACCAACACUUUUCCAUCAAUAAACGUUUAGUUUAUUUCGGUUUUACUGUAGCUGAAGUGAAUAUAUCCGAUCGAGGAAAACCUCAAGCAGUGACGACAAUAUACAUUGUGUUUAAUUAAAGAGAAAAUUUAAAAAUAAAGUGUGUAAAUCAAAAAACUGUGUUAGCGAACAAGCGAGCCAAACAGAAGGGGCAAAAUACGAAUUUUCUUUCAUUACAAACCGUCGAAAUAGCGACGGCUAGACGGCAAAUAUCACAAGAAGCAGCUACAAUAGAGGCGGCACAAUACGCGCAAGAUAAACACUUUAUUAAAAAUAUUAAAAUUCAGAAAUAGAAUUUUCACGCAAACUGCACUAUUCAACCGCAUCUAACACGGCGAGCACCAGAUUUGUUUGUACGUCUAUAAACGAGAAGGCUAACAUAGCGACGGCGCCUAAAUACACGGUAAUCCAAAUUGUAGAAAUUCAUUGAUAAACGAACGACGGAAGAAGCUCAUAAGCGCCAAGCUAAGGACCGACUGCACAGCCUGAAGAGUACCAUCUAAAUAAGGUCGAAAGCGUAGACCAAAAAAAUAAAAUAAUAAUAAAGUAAAAGCGAAGUAGAUAACGUAGAAAAUUAAUAAUUUUUUUAUUCAGCAAAGGUGUUAUCUAAUCUAAGCGUUUGCUCGCUUCGCACUACUUACCCACCUACUUACCAAACGGCGCAACAAACAACAUCAACAACAAACAAUCGCAACCUGCUUGCUAUCCGCGCUCGAUACGCAACGAAGUGUAUUACAGAGUCACAGAGUCACCCAGCCACUCACUACACACAGUUCACUCGCCGCCGGCGGUCAUUCUGUCAGUCGGUGUCAGAACGCGAGCGCGUUUGUUUGUCAACAGAACAAGUCAGUUGGUUUAGUUUCUCUGGCUGUUGCUUUAAUUUGUCACAACCAAGUAUAACGCAAACGCCAAGAAGCGUGUAGGCUUGCUCAUUCUGAGUGCGUCUAAAAGUGAAGAAGUAAAUUAUCGCUGCAAUACUCUCCGUUCCAUAGUCCUAAAAUAAGCGAAAGAAGUGCAACCGUCGAAAAUUCAUGCGAGCUUACACCUACAAAUAUCUUUCUAAUAUUUACAUCAUUUUUGCGUAUAUUUAAAGGCAAUUAAUUUUCGAAAUAAAAAUAAUAUAGUGAAGUGCUAAAGUGUUUCGAGCAGAAGUGCUAGUGAAAAUAGAAGUAAAAAGAUAAGUGCAAUCUCCACAACUGCGAAGUAAUAUCGGCAGCUAACAAAUUAAGUGUGAAAUAAUAACUUCUUUUGUAAAACCAAGAGGCCAAACAAUAGAAUCGAAGUAGAGUAUAAGAAGCUCAGCGAACCAGAUGAAAAUGGCCAUCAACAACAGUACAAAAGUGUCGCAAACGACAGCAAUCAGCAACACAAGUGCAUCCAGUUCAUGCCGAUCCACGACGUGUGUCAAAAGUUGCGAAACAUGGGUCAAAGCAACAGAUAUGUAUAAAUCAGGAAACACAGCAAGCACAACGACGACAUCGGCACUAGCAUCAUCUCCAGCAUUAUCCACAAUAUCGGCAGCAACAGCGGAUGUUAUAGACAAAUUAGCGCGACCAACGCCACCGUCAACAUCGACAACUGCAACACCAAGAGCAGGAGUCUCUACAACAUCACUCAAGCUUCUUUACAAAUUCAUUAUAUUUGCCAUUUUGAUUUGCACAGCGCCGUCGCUGGUUAGUGGCCGACGGCAUGCGCCACUCUUGUUGGAAGAAUCGGAGGGUACACGCCGAAAUAAUAGACCAGUUGUUUCGGAAUGUCAGUUUGGCAAGACAGUGCGGGAGAUCGGCUCCACCUGGUUCGCAGAUCUUGGUCCACCAUUCGGUGUCAUGUACUGCAUAAGAUGUGAAUGUGUAGCGGUGCCGAAGAAACGUCGCAUUGUUGUGCGCGUGCAAUGCAAGAACAUUAAACAUGAAUGUCCACCAACAUUGUGCAGUGACCCAGUCCAACUGCCUGGCAAAUGCUGUAAAACGUGUCCUGGCGACAAAAAUGAUACGGACGUGUCUUUGGAUGUACCUGCCCCGGUAAAUAUUGAAGAGGAGGAGCGCAACAUGAAGCAUUUCGCUGCUCUACUCACCGGCAGAACAUCACAUUUCUUGAAAGGAGAAGAAAUGAAGGCCAUGUAUGCGACAAGCACCUACAAUCCACAAAAUAUUGUUGCCACUGGUCGCUUCCUGUUCCACAAGAAGAAUUUGUAUUACUCCUUCUACACCUCGUCGAAAAAUAAUCGCCCACGAACCAUACAAUUUGUUAACGACGCUGGCACCAUUCUCGAAGAGCAUCAACUGCAGGCGCCCCUUUCUGAUAUGCAGAGCGUGUAUCAAAAUGCCACUGGUAAGAUUUGCGGAGUAUGGCGUCGUGUUCCACGUGAUUACAAGCGACUCCUGCGUGAUGAACGGCUACACGUUGUUUUGCUAUGGGGCAGAAAAGAUCAAAUUGAUCUCGCACUAGGUGGGAAGAUCGGAUUGUACACCGCUUUACAGAAGGAAAUGUUCAGCUCAUUGCUGGAACCCGCACCAGGUACGAAGGCAACACUAAUGAAUGGCGCUGGUGGCACAGCUAUUGUCUCCACUACUAGCGGCGCGGCCGCCUCCGUACAUUUAACGCUUGUCUUCAAUGGUGUCUUUAGCUCCGAUGAAUAUUUAGAUUCCCCCAUUAAUGUACGCGUCGAAUCACCGGAUCGUAAAGAAAUCGUUUUGGACGAACUUCAAAAAGUACGUAAACCCUCGGCUGAGAUCAAUGUCUUGGAAAUAUCUUCGCCCAUAUCCAUACCGAUGUUGCGUUUAAUGUCGCGUGGUAAAUUGUUGCUCACAAUAGAAUCGAAGAAAAAUCCCCAUUUACGCAUACAGGGUUCCAUUAUUACACGUACUACUUGCGAGCUCUUCCAGACUUUACUCACGCCACACAAUGCCGAAUCGAAAACAAAGAGCAGCGGCUUAGCCUGGGUAUUUCUGAACACUGAUGGCUCUCUUUCAUAUAACAUCGAAACAGAUAACAUUAGCACUAAGGACAGGCCCGAAAUUAAUUUGAUGGAAGAUCUCGGCAAACGCAAAACCAUGCUGGAAAACCUUACACCAACAUUCAAUUUCAACCAAGCUAUUGGCACGAUCGACAAAUUAGGCCCAAAAGCACUGGAAUCAUUGUAUGAGGGUGACUUAGGAGUUAACAUAGCUAUUGAGAAUGAACCAAGUCUCAUACGCGGCCAUUUUGUGCCGCGCCCCAUUGCAGACGCCCGAGAUUCCGCUGAACCUAUUCUACUGAAACGAGUAGAGAAUGCCACGACUGCACCAACGCACGCCAUGGGUAUGGCUUGGUUGGCCAUCGAUAAUGAAUGUAACUUACACUAUGAGAUAACUGUAAAUGGUUUUCAAUCGAAUUCACAGGAUUUGCAAAUAUACCUCGAAGAAAAGCCAAUUGAAGCUAUAGGUGCACCGGUAACACGAAAAUUACUAGAGGAAUUCUCCGGCUCAUACAUGGAGGGUUACGUGCUUGGCAUGCCUUCCAACGAACUCGUCAAAUUGGAAAACAGCGUAUGCUACUUAGAGAUACACACAAAGGAAAGUAGUAAACCACUUUUACGCGGCAAAUUGAAAUCUACAAAAGUGCCAUCCCAUUGUUUUCCCAUUCACACGGAUAACAAUGUGCCGAAUGUACCUGGUGACCAUAGUGACAGCAAUCUUAUUGCGGCAGAUGCAAAAUGCUUCCAUUCAGGUCGGUUUUAUGACGAGUCCGAACAAUGGCGUAAUGCAAAUGAUGUUUGCCAGAUGUGCGCCUGUCAACAUGGCCAACCCACAUGUGAGCCGAUCAAAUGUCCCGCCGUACAAUGCAAACCCAACGAAGAGCUAGUUCGACGUGACGGCGAAUGUUGUUCCAUGUGUCUUCCGCAGAGUGUUGCUAUUGAGACGGAAAGCGUUGCCGAACAGAAUGUAAGGGGCUGCCGUUUAGGUGACCAAUUCCACUUGGCCGGUGCCAUUUGGCAUCCAUUCUUACCGCCAAACGGCUUCGACACCUGCACCACCUGUACCUGUGAUGCAUUAACACUGGAAGUGCGUUGUCCACGCAUGGUCUGUCCACCAUUACCCUGCUCUGAGAAGGUCGCCUACCGUCCGGACAAGAAAGCCUGUUGCAAAGUAUGCCCUGAAAGCAAAUCUUCACGAGGUGACAAAGCCGGUCCUUCCAAUCCAAACGUGCUACAAGAUCAGGGGUCACAUAAGACAAUAUCAACUGAAGAGAUCCUCAGCCAAGGUGGCUGCAAAGUGUUAAAUAAGGUUUACGAGAAUGGACAGGAGUGGCACCCGAUUCUAGCAUCACAUGGUGAACAAAAAUGUAUCAAAUGUCGAUGCAAGGAUUCAAAGGUGAAUUGUGAUCGCAAGCGUUGCUCACGCUCUACCUGCCAGCAAACGCGUAUCUCAGCCAAGCGGAAAUUCUAUGAGAAACCAGGUGUCGGCAGUGUGAAUACAAACGAGCCGGCCAUUGACGAGUGCUGUUCGACGCAGUGUCGACGUUCGCGCCGCCACCAUCGACGCGCGCAUCAGGAUCGACCCGGCACCGUCGACGAACGACAGCAACAACAGUCAAAGCGGUUGCAGCAGCAAACAAAUUUAAACCGAAGCGGCAGCAACGGUCAUAGCAGCUGAGCGCCGCGUUCAAAUCGAAACCAUUUACAAAUACAUAUAUUUAUAUAAUCGCGCGAAUAACAUUGUAAAAAGGAAAACAAAAUCGCUGUUUUCUUCUGAAGAAAAUACAAGUUUUUUGUGACUUUUUUAAACCAGAACUGAAACUGAAUAAGACGAAGCGAUGAAUUUAUUGGAAAGCAGCACUGAAGCAGAGGUUAUCCGAGGGAGAACGAAGAUUUACCCUCUAGGCGCUUAGCAAAAACAACAAGAAUAUUUAUAAUAAAAUAAAAAACGAAAGGGUGAAAUAAUUUAUGUAUUAUAACGAUUAAAGCAAAGUUUAACCAUCAUAAUGCAGCAGUAAAUAUGAAAAUGUUAACGCAAAUGGAAGUAGAAUCAGACGUAGAAAACUAAAGUGUAGUGCGCCAGUUGUAGGAGCAGAAGUAAGAUAGUUCAACGAUGCAGUAGCGGCUGCCAUUACAAAGUACACAAUAAAAAAUACCUUAGGAAUACCAGUGCAGUUGCUUUAGGAUUCUAGCGAAUGUAGGAUUUCAGCAAAAAAAAAUUUAUUCAGAAUAUAUAGCUUUUCAAAGCACUCUUCCAAAGACCAUAAAAAAUCUGAAAAAAAAGCUCUGAAUUGCAAUCGAAAUUCUCUUGAAGUAGUUUAUGAAUGUCGGAUCGAAUACCGAUUGAAGAUUUUAAGCACAAUGUAAGCUGUAGACUGAGAGUCAGAGAUCGGCGGCGGCAUAGAGAGAGAAAGACACAGUGCAAGAAUGAGAAACACAUCCCAAACGUUUCGACUGAUUGACUGAAUGGCAUAGAAUAAGUAAAAGAACUUUUAAAAAUAUUACAAAAAAAAGUUAUAUAUACAUACUCGUACAUAUUUGUUUUUUAUAUUCAUUAAAUACUAAUAGUAAUUACACUGAUGUGAAGGCACAUUUUAUGAAACAAAUAUUUGUAUGCAUAUGUGUAAGUAUUACCGUUUAUAGAAUGUCUGCCAGCCACUGAUAGCGCUUUGAAGUGCUUGACACUAAAAUAAUUAUUUUAGAAACACACUUUUUUUCAAAGCACGGGCGCUUGAAAUAUCGUCAGCUUGGAAACUAUGCAGAAGCAGCUUGGUGGUUGCAUUUAAUAACUGUAAUAGGACUUAAAAUUAUACACAUAUGCAUACCUAUGUUUGGAUGGAUGGUUUGUGAGUCCAACACAUUUGAUAUAGAAGCUUAAUCGCACCAAUGCAGGCACACCGCACACAAAAGUCAUACAACAAAAACUUAAUAUACAUAUAUGCGCACGCAAACAUACACACCCCCCAAACAUAAAACACAUACAUAUGUAUACUCAUUCAUUAAUAUUAUUAUAUUUACUUGUACAACAACUGACCAUUUGCGCAUUUUCACCACAUAACUGUAUUAAUAUUUUAUUAUUAUUAUUACCAUAAUUGUACAUUAUUAUUUCUUAUUAACUAUAUUUCUAAUUUAAACGAAUUCGAGUUUAGUUUUAUAAUUUUUGUGUAUUUUUUUAAGAAAAACAAUUAAAUUUAGUUAUAGUUUUAGUUGUUUUGCCUUAGCUAAUAGUGAUUUUAUUUUUAGUUCUGUUUAACUCUUUUGUAUCAUAAACAUAAUUGCAAGCAUACUUAAAAAUAUAAAAAAAUAUAAAUUAUAAAAACUAAAACAAAAAAUAAAAAAAUGUGAAAACAGAAUAACUGUUUAUGCUGAGUGAAUAUUUUCCUUGCUUUACAUUCGGUAAAGUUAGAAGAAAAUGUUCAUUCAACUCUUUGGAACGUUGUGUCGGAUAAACGCUUUCAUUUCAAAAGCGCUGUAUUCAUUCUUAGCAAUUAUAAUAAUAAGAAAACCAACAACGCACAAAUAAAUUUAGCUUUUAAAAUUGUAUUCAAAUGUUUUAUAUUGAUUUGUAAAAGUGCAAAGUUGAAAAUAAAAGGAAAACACAAUCAUCAAAAACAAUUGAUGUUUAUCGGCUAAAAUCGUUUACAAGAAACAUCAAAAAUCAUAAAACAUGCGGAUUGUUUAGUUUUGUUUGUGCAAACCACUUGCAUACAUAUUUGCCUACAUACAUACAUGCAGACAUAUGUACGUAUUAGCACCAAGCUAAAUCUAAUGUACGUAUGUAUUGUAAUUAUGUAUGUACCUUUCUACUAUUGUAUUAUAAUUUGAGAACGUUGCACAACUGUUGUGUCAAUUAUUAACUCUACAUAUUAUUUAUUUACAAAAUGCCUAUACAUACUUUACACACUCUAGCAUAAUGAAAUAAUUGUAUAUUUCAGAAAGAAUUAAAAAAAAAAAAAAAAAACAAUUUAAAAAAA
Messenger RNA from Bactrocera dorsalis (oriental fruit fly), 8501 nucleotides. It is a transcript of the gene sog, whose product is annotated as dorsal-ventral patterning protein Sog. The transcript is spliced from 6 exons. Gene Ontology annotation, molecular function: protein binding. Gene Ontology annotation, biological process: multicellular organism development. Bases 2882 to 6205 code for a protein of 1107 amino acids. Lineage: Eukaryota; Metazoa; Arthropoda; Insecta; Diptera; Tephritidae. The record is from RefSeq and is a predicted model, not a curated record.